AUGAAUAGCAAAGGAACAGCAUAUAUCACCAGCAGCCAAAUAAACAAUGAGCAUACUGAACAUUCUGACGAUGCCGACAAUCAAAGCCCUUCCAGUUGUCCAGCUUGUGAUAAUUGUUAUGACUUCUGCUCCGACUUACGAAACAAGAGGGCUAAUCCCCCAGGUCGAAACCUUACUAUUGCUACCGACACAGGAGAGGGAGUGAUUACAGUGCCUAAUAAUUUACACUUAGCAAAGUUUACAGGAAAUAUAAUCGGUGAAGUUUUAGCCAGUGAUAAACCUGUCCUGCUUUUUCUAGUCGAUAAAGACCACCACGGAACACCAGUAGGAAGACCCAAAAGAGAAGUUUUUGAAGAAGAAUUGCCCGAGUGUUAUAACGAAAAUCCUCAUUUAUUAAAUCAUUCAGCAGUUCACUUUUUCUUUCAGAAGAAAUUAACUACAGGAGGUAAUUUAAGACAUUUGGAUGUCCGAAGAAGAAACGGCAGAUUGGUUCUUGUUUACGAAAUUAUCACCAGAAGCAGUGUAUCCGGAAUAUUAUAUCAAUUUAGGUCGGGAGAAAUCUUUGCUGGGAAAAAAUUCAGUGAAGGAAUUAACUUGCCUAAUCAAAGUGGUUCAGGGCUAGCAGCCAUUAGUGGCUUUUUUCGGCUAGUGAAAGCAGCCGUUAUGGGCUGGGUAAAAAAGCAGGCAAAAAGCACUAAUAAAGUUGUUUCGGAAAGAAUUGUUGAGCCUGCUAUCUUUUACAGCAAUACAGUUGACUUUAGUUAUGACUUUUGGGAGUUUGCUAAUCGGUGUGUAGCUAAUCCAUUCAUGAUUAGAUUUGAACAUUCGGAAACCCUUUAUAAUAAUCUGAUAAACAACAACGAUAAAUCACCUAUCCAAAAUAUUCAGUGUCGAUUUAGUGCUUUUAAGCAAGCAGUAAAAGUAGGAUAUUGGCAAGGAAAAGUCGAUUUAUUCUUUGACAUUGAUAAUAUCCUAUCUGAUACUUGGUGUUUAUGUGUAGGUGGUUCUCACGACAACCCUAACUAUUCUUUUAGAAAAGAGUAUAAUUUCACUGGUGGAGGAACUUUGGUGUUGAAAACCCGAGGCAGUGGAGUUCAAGAAUGUGAAAUACCCGACCAAGGAGGAAAAGUGGUCUUUGAAGCAAAGGGAAGCAGUGGAACAAUUACUUUGGAGACUACAACAACCACUGAAGAGAAAAAAUAUCGUUUUAAGCACGAAAGAAUUGAAGCUGAAAGGGAAAAAGAUUACGAAGCAAAAGAAUAUGAUGAGCCAGAAAUUCCCGAUGACAAUACUGCUUUUAGUUCGAAUAUCGGAGAAACUGACCCCGAAGCUUUGGAGAAAUUAAAAGAAUUCGACCAAGAACACGAGCAAAAAGAUUGA
This is a messenger RNA of Entrophospora sp. SA101, 1380 nucleotides long. NCBI's taxonomy places the organism in Eukaryota, Fungi, Glomeromycota, Glomeromycetes, Entrophosporales, Entrophosporaceae. The record is from the annotation of a GenBank genome assembly.